UGCUUCCUCCCAACUAUCAUGAAAUUGUUCAAGAAGCAGACCUCCACAUUGACAUGUCCUCCCAGGACAAGUUCAAUGACCAGCUUCACUUUGGAAUUUUCCUGAACAAUAACCUUACGAAGUAUUGGGUUGACAAGACCACCAAGACCAAUAGCUUCGUCUUGUUUGCAAGGAAUCUGUCUAUCACUUGGGGAAAUGAUGAACGUUAUUGGAAAUGGACCUACGAAAAGGAGACAGGUGGUGCCUAUGUGGAGGUGGCUGAACUGUUACAAGUAUGUUGGGCUGAGGUCAAGGGGAAAUUCAACACCAAUAGGCUCACUCCAGGGACCUUUUACAAGGUUGCAUUUGUCGUCAAGUUUAACGACGAUGCUUCUGAAUGGGAAAAUCUAGUGAAUCUGAAACUUGAUCUCCCGAAUGGCACCCAGAUUCAACGCAAACAGAACUUCAAGAAUAAACCCAAAAACCAGUGGAUCGAGAUCCUUGUGGCUGAGUUCAGAGUCCAUGAAGAUGAGAAGCAAGGGGAGAUGGAAUUCUCCAUGACUGAAACCAGUGACUUCCAUUGGAAGAAAGGAAUCAUCAUCAAUGGAGUCGUGAUUUAGCCAGCAAUAUAGCUUAGCUAAUCAACCCUAUUUUGUCGCUUGUUGAUCUAAAUUUGGAGAGAUUGAAUAAAUUUGUAUGAGCUUAUGUUCGGUUUGAAAUAAUGAGUCUCCAAAAAAAUGUUUGAUUAAUUUUCAUAAUAAUAUUUUUUGCAGUGCUUGUCCUUUGUUACAGUUA
Molecule: messenger RNA, 774 nt
Organism: Mangifera indica (mango)
Lineage: Eukaryota; Viridiplantae; Streptophyta; Magnoliopsida; Sapindales; Anacardiaceae
Product: protein PHLOEM PROTEIN 2-LIKE A1-like
Exons: 3
Coding region: 54-599 (181 amino acids)
Source: RefSeq, a predicted model, not a curated record